UGAACCAUGUCACGGUCCUAGAUCACCAUCACCACUGCGACCACGACGACUCUCAUACCCUCUUCUUCCAAAGAGUCUGUCAAUUAGGACAUUCCACACCAACUCAGCAGAACAGAGAAACCGAUCCCACCCCCAACCUUACACCAUGUCUCUUCCUGAAAAGGAGUCGCCUCUCAAGGCAGUGCAACUCGAAGCCCUCCUCGUCAUGAAAGUCAUCAAACACUGCGCCAGCCGCUUCCCCACCACCGCUACAGGCUCUCUGGUUGGCAUGGACGUCAAUGGUACACUCGAGAUCACAAAUUCCUUCCCGUUUCCCAUCGUCGAUCUGCCCCCGGAGGCCCAGUAUGAACAGCAACACUUCAACUCGGCCGCUGCCGCCCCUCGUGCCAAAUCAAAUACUGCCUACCAAGCUGAGAUGAUCCGACAUUUGCGUGAGGUCAACAUUGACGCCAAUAACGUCGGAUGGUACACAAGCGCCAACCUGGGCAAUUUUGUCAACUUGAACUUUAUCGAGAACCAGUAUCACUAUCAGAAAGAAAUGAACGAGAGGACAGUCGCUCUAGUUCACGACGUGAGCAGGAGUUCUCAGGGAGUUUUGUCUCUCCGCGCAUUCAGGUUAUCACCUCAGUUCAUGACGGCGUACAAGGACAAUAAAUUCACCACUGACAAUCUCCAAAAGUCGGGUUUCAAAUAUUCUGACAUCCUCGUCGAACUCCCUGUCCAAAUUCACAAUUCACACCUCGUCACCACCUUCCUCCACCAAGUUCCAUCGCUUCUCACCAAUGGCACCCUCGCUCCUCCCACCUCAGUCAAGUCCAUUGAAUCCAACCCCGCCAUUCUCAACGAUACCAUGGCCCCUAACUUUGAUUCUCUUGCCAUUAGCAUUGACCCCUUCUUGUCACAGACCUCGGAGAACCUCCUCGAGGCCAUCGAAAUCCACCACGUCGAAGCAAACAAUUUCUCCUACUACAGCCGUGCUCUGGCCAGAGAGCAGGCCAAGAUUCAACAAUGGCAAGUCAAGCGCAAAGCCGAGAAUGCCGCUAGAGCUCUUUCCAAGCAACCCCUUCUUCCAGAGGACGAGUGGCAAAGAUUGUUCAAACUGCCUACCGAACCCAGUCGUUUGGAAAGUAUGCUGAACAGCAGACAGGUCGAGCAGUAUGCUAGACAAGUGGAUGGUUUCGUGGCUGGCACCACCGGCAAAAUGUUUGCCGUUCGGGGCAAUCUGAUUCCCGGGGAUUCCAACAACGAGUGAAGUUCUCCAGCUGGCAGACGCAAACCCUGAACCCAACGCGCCCUUCAGUGUCGUCAGAGAGCGUCGACUUUACUCAUGCGCAAUGAGAGGGCCGACAUGAUGGAGCUACCAGGGCAUCGCUCCGUGCUGCAGAUAGCUUUCGAAUCGCCAGAAUACAAGCCGAUUCCCAGCAAUGCAUCGCCAACCUCGAACAGUCGAUGGUUCACAGAUGUAUAUUUUCUCCAGACAGCAUGAACGAGAUGGUGCACGGCGUUACGGACAUGAUUGCAAUGUGGUUGAAGGUUGGACCCAUCUUGUCCUGGUCGAGGAACCAAAAUGGCAUGGAGGCUGCCGGCAAUCGGUAGAUCUGGUACACGUCUCUGAACCUGAUAUUGUCUAGAUAUGAUGGAAAAUGAUAUCAAAAU
Molecule: messenger RNA, 1656 nt
Organism: Exophiala mesophila
Lineage: Eukaryota; Fungi; Ascomycota; Eurotiomycetes; Chaetothyriales; Herpotrichiellaceae
Product: eukaryotic translation initiation factor 3 subunit H
Exons: 3
Coding region: 146-1252 (368 amino acids)
Cellular component (GO): cytosol; eukaryotic translation initiation factor 3 complex; cytoplasm
Molecular function (GO): protein binding; translation initiation factor activity; metallopeptidase activity
Source: RefSeq, a predicted model, not a curated record